GGGGCUUCUUGUUCCUGUAAACAACUAAGGAGAUGCGCUUUGGACCCGCCGUCGAGACAUUGCAAGGAGUAUCACUGAAAGCCUUCUUUGUGACAGUAUUGCUGAGUCUGUUGAUGCUCCCACUGUUGAGGACCGUAGGACUGCGAGCGUUCUCCAUGGCGUCGGAAACCUAUACUUCGGGCACCCACUCUGCAGCUUUUGUCACCUGCCCUAAUGAUCAGGUGGCCAAAGAUCUGGCCAGGGGAAUUGUGGAGAAGAAACUAGCAGCCUGUGUCAACAUUGUGCCCAAGAUCACAUCAGUAUAUGAGUGGCAAGGAAAGAUUGAAGAAGACAAUGAAGUGUUGUUGAUGAUUAAGACCAGGAGCUCAAAGAUACCAGCGCUGGCUGAAUACGUCAGGUCAAAUCACCCAUAUGAAGUGGCUGAAGUUAUCAGUACACCUAUUGACCAGGGAAACCCUCCUUACCUAAAGUGGAUUGGCGACGUUGUGCCUGAGUGAUGGUCAACCAGUACCGCUAACGGUAUUCUCAGAUAAUCCCAAAUAACAGUGCUUUGGAUUGCAUUAUUCGGACUCUUUCAGUUAGACUUGAAAAUGGCUCGCUCUAAUUUCCUUUGUUUCUCUGUGUAGUUGAAAAAGCAAUAAAACUGAUGAUAUUUUCA
Messenger RNA from Chanos chanos (milkfish), 658 nucleotides. Its product is annotated as protein CutA homolog. Bases 33 to 497 code for a protein of 154 amino acids. Gene Ontology annotation, biological process: response to metal ion. NCBI's taxonomy places the organism in Eukaryota, Metazoa, Chordata, Actinopteri, Gonorynchiformes, Chanidae. Gene Ontology annotation, molecular function: copper ion binding. The record is from RefSeq and is a predicted model, not a curated record. The transcript is spliced from 7 exons.